Messenger RNA from Nymphalis io (European peacock), 3416 nucleotides. RefSeq lists its product as uncharacterized. The transcript has 17 exons. Bases 250 to 2688 code for a protein of 812 amino acids. Gene Ontology annotation, molecular function: cysteine-type endopeptidase activity. Lineage: Eukaryota; Metazoa; Arthropoda; Insecta; Lepidoptera; Nymphalidae. Gene Ontology annotation, biological process: immune response. The record is from RefSeq and is a predicted model, not a curated record. Gene Ontology annotation, cellular component: lysosome.
ACCUGUUAGAUGUUAUUCGAUAAAGAUAACUUUCCAUAGUCCAGCAGUCGAAUACCUUUUAACGCCCUCUCGGCUUGUGACUUCGCGUCAGGACUAUAUUAACUACCAUCAUAUUUAUUUAUUUGUUUUUCAAUCGAACAAUCUUCUCAAAAUCGCCUUCUCACUUAGUAACAAAUGUAAAUGUCAUAAGGCGCGGGCCAUGUUAACCUAUAAUUAUAUCGGGUCCAUAAGCCAACACUGCUAGUAGUGAUGUGCACGCGCAGCCGCAACAUGUCCGCCGUGAACGCCUCCACGAGCAGGGCUCGAGUCCCUGUGGCGCUUCUGCUCUUGUGCGAAUUUGUAGUUUUCCCAGCUCGAGCUGGAUCAGAUCUAUCAGACGAGUCGAAGACUGUCAAUCCAGAUUACAGUUCUCGCGUCGCGCGAUCCGCAAGUCAGCGUUUCUUGCAGGUGAUAUCAGGUUAUGAUGAUGAUAAUAACUGGCUGCAGUCUCUCUUAUAUCCAGAACGCAGCAACAAACUCCGAGUGACGAGCUUGCCGUUGCUAUUGCUACCAGUCGAGGUGCCUCUACGUCGCGAAAGCAAUAUUAAGCUGAGUAGGCGAAGGCUAAGUAACGAUUACGAAGAAGAUGAGGAAAGUUCUUGGCAAGUCCGUCGUGGAGACUGGCGGCAGGAAAAAAGGCGGCCUUCCUAUAUACGAGAAGAACAACCAUCAGAAGAUGAAUAUCUAGAAUUUCCAUUCAAGAAUCACCCACAGCGACCCGUUCCCAGAGAUCCGAGCGUCCCGUCGGUCUCAUAUUCAUCUGAACCCCGCGCUGUGCCAAAUAUAGUCUCCAGUGUUCCAUCAUCGCAACUCGUAGAGAAAUUUCGUGCACAAACCCCUAAAGCAUUCGGUAUGCCUCCUCUUGUGCAAUCUGAAUUUGAUAUCAGUGAGCGCAUAAUUUUACCUGAUGAUGAAGAUGAUGGAGAAUUGGAGGAGACAAACAAGGCAACUUCUGGUGUAAGAAAUAAGCGAGCCAUAUUCACUACCAAUAGGGAAAAAACUGAGGCGAUCACCCCAACGCGUCCUAACUUUUCCAAGCCCUUGAAACUUCGAGCUGUGCUGAGCGUACCGCGUGCUGACUACUCCGAGUCAUAUACGGUAUGGUGGGAUCCUGUAAAAGGCAAUUCCCGUAUACAUUUUCACGAUGGAUCAACAGUGACGUUUCGGGAAAUGUUACCAAAUGGAUUUGUUAAAAAAGUAGAGAUGCACGUGGACCGUUCUGGAGAGCGUGUGGUUCGGUGCGGUGUAGCCACAACUGUCGCCUCAGCCGCUGAUCGUGCGAACCCGGCUCUGCCGGACAUAAAGCUUUUUACUUUCUCUGGCUAUGAGCGCACAGAGAAUAGUUUGGUGGAGCGUUGGCAGCACACGGUGUCUGGUCAAGGUGACACACGUGGAGAGGUGGUCACCACGCGACACGAACUGCUGCUGUCUCGUGACCUGCAAGACUUUAUUCGACCUAUUCGAUACCGUGUGUCGGUCAACAGUACUGUGCUGGGGCCGGAUUGUGACACUUACGAGCACUUUUACUACGACGCACGUCCUCACAACCGAAGGCCUAAGUUUUUUGAAGCAGAUAUAAAUGAGUUUUGCGACGAAGUGGAGCAGUUGAACGCUUCGUCGGCCGACGACGUCGCGAAGCUUGAACCGCUGCGAGAAUUCACAAUGCCGGAGCGUGACGCACGUUACGAUGCGCUCUUAGAGAAGUUCAAGAAAAAUUAUGUACGUGAGUUUGCUAACGACAUCGAAGGCGCAGUCCGCAAGAAUAUCCUGAUGCAGAGUUCAAGGCUCAUAUCGUCCGGGAACCGUGCUGGCGCGACCGUUCAGUUGGGUCUAAACUUCCUUGCGGACCGCCUCGACGAAGAGAUGAGCGACAUGACGGGGGUGGCGCAGGGCGGGGAGCGUGAGAACGCCGAGGCGUUCCCACACGCGCGCUCGUCGCUGGCGGCGUACGAGCGGCGCCUACCGGACAGGUUCGACUGGCGAGCGCUGGGCGGCGUAUCUAAUGUGCGAUUCCAGGGCACCACAUGCUCGUCGUGCUGGGCGAUCGCGGUGGCGGGCGCGGUGGAGGGCGCCCUGUUCCGUCGCACCAAGCGCCUCGUGCCACUCUCUGAACAGAACCUCGUUGACUGCGCAGGCCCAUUUGGUGGAAGGGGCUGCAAGGGUACAUGGCCGAGCUACGCUUAUGACUAUAUCCAACACCGAGGUUUGCCCGCCCUGGAGGAGUACACGCCGUAUAAGGGGAAGGUGGAGCAGUGCAAAAGAGAUAUCGCUCAGCCCGUCACACGUAUCAGCGCACACGUCAACAUUACUAAAUACAGUGUUCCGGCGCUACAGGUGGCCAUCAGGGAGUACGGACCGGCCGUGGUCAUCGUGGACUCGUCAGCGAAGAGCUUUCAAUUUUAUAAGAAAGGAGUUCUCUAUGAUGAUCGUUGUUCCAAGAAAAGUUCAAAACACGCAGUUUUAGCAGUGGGUUGGAGCCAAAAGAAAGGCGAGCCGUACUUUAUAUUGAAGAACUCGUGGUCCGAGGCCUGGGGCGAAGGCGGGUACGUGCGCGUGCAGGCGCGUGCGAAUACGUGCGGCGUUCUCACUUACCCCUCCUAUCCACGUCUCACGGACGACGACGUCUUUUUGGAAAAAGAGACCUUUUAAUUAACUAAUUGAUUCUAAAAUAACAUUUGUAUUUAUUUAUUGCCUGCCGGUCGCAGCCAAUAUACUAAGGCUAUCAGUACCGAUAAAUUUUCGAGUUCCGGGAAAAAAAAUUCGAGACUCGGCCUGGCUGAGAGAUUGUCUGAAUGACUAACGAUCUAAAGACAUGAUAUUUGAUGUUUAAUUUAUUGUCAAAAUAUUCUAUCUACUGUUACAAUAUUCAAAUAACAGAAUUAAUAUAAUUAUUCUGAAUUAUAUAUAAUUAAUUUUUGCAAUAAAUUAAACUCAAUUACUGGUGGUAGGGCUUUGUGCAAGCUCGUCUGGGUAGGUAACACCCACUCAUCAGAUAUUCUACCGCAAAACAGCGAUACUUGAUAUUGUUGUGUUCCGGUUUGAAGGGUGAGUGAGCCAGUGUAAUUACAGGCACAAGGGACAUAAAAUCUUAGUUCCCAAGGUUGGUGGCGCAUUGGCUAUAAGCGAUGGUUGACAUUUCUUACAAUUCCAAUGUCUAAGGGCGUUUGGUGACCACUUACCAUCAGGUGGCCCAUAUGCUCGUCCGCCUACCUAUUCUAUAAAAAAAAAAAUUUGAAUUCUGCUAGCAGUGCCACCUGUUAUGUAAACAGGCUAUCUUAGCAUGAUGUUUGUUUAUAUUCAAUUCUAUAUUAAUUUUUAAUAUAUAAUUUGUGUAAAAUAGUACAAGUUUUACAUAACAAUAAAACUUGUAAUUUUGA